Messenger RNA from Pogona vitticeps (central bearded dragon), 3720 nucleotides. RefSeq names its product ring finger protein 185 (gene RNF185). Gene Ontology annotation, cellular component: endoplasmic reticulum. Gene Ontology annotation, biological process: ubiquitin-dependent protein catabolic process. The record is from RefSeq and is a predicted model, not a curated record. Gene Ontology annotation, molecular function: metal ion binding; ubiquitin protein ligase activity. NCBI's taxonomy places the organism in Eukaryota, Metazoa, Chordata, Lepidosauria, Squamata, Agamidae.
AGAUGCAUAACCACCACGGGAGGGAGGAAGCGGAACUUUUUGACGGCGGAACUCUUAGCCUGUGCUAUCGCAGCCCGGGCGGGACUCUAGUGGCGGGGACAGCUGGUGCGUCGGGAAGGACGGCCGCUUCCGGCGCUUGGAAAGGAAACGGCCGGUCAGGUGACCGUGGCGGUUGUGGCAGCAGAAGCGGCGGCGGCACAGCUCAUCAGCCCCGGUUCGCAGGAGGUGUGGGCGAGCAGGCCCGGCGCGGCCCUCGGAUUCGGCUUGUUCCAGGGUGUCUUCGCCUGGGCCUGGCCAGGGGUCAAGGAUGGCCAGCAAAGGGCCAGCGGCUUCCGCUUCCACGGAGAGCUCCAACGCGGGCAGUCCCAGUGGCAGCAACAGCAGCAGCAACGGGGAAGGCGGGGGCCAGGACAGCACCUUCGAAUGCAACAUCUGCUUGGACACGGCCAAGGACGCGGUGAUCAGCCUGUGCGGCCACCUCUUCUGUUGGCCUUGUUUACACCAGUGGCUAGAGACCAGGCCAAACCGGCAAGUGUGUCCUGUAUGUAAAGCAGGCAUCAGCCGUGAUAAAGUCAUCCCACUGUACGGAAGGGGCAGCACCGGCCAGCAGGACCCCAGAGAGAAAACACCGCCGCGACCUCAGGGCCAGAGACCUGAACCAGAAAACAGAGGGGGUUUCCAGGGCUUUGGAUUUGGUGAUGGAGGCUUCCAGAUGUCGUUUGGAAUUGGAGCCUUUCCUUUCGGUAUAUUUGCAACAGCCUUCAACAUUAACGACGGCCGGCCUCCCCCAGCUGUUCCAGGGACUCCCCAGUAUGUAGACGAACAGUUUCUGUCCCGUCUCUUCCUGUUUGUGGCUCUGGUGAUCAUGUUCUGGCUCUUGAUCGCUUAACGUGGCUCCAUCUCCUGGAUUGUACCACGGCUUGUGAGGCUCCGGACUAGGCACAGACUGCUUCUUCUCCCUGUCCCGGUGCGAGCCUCUUAGAUGUCCGAUUCCAAAGCUGACGGUUGGCUCCCGGAAGCCACGGUGUGAGGAGGAAUUUUGGCUUUCUUUCACUAAAGGUAUGGAAUUAAAGGUGUGCUUUAACGCCAGUUGAGGUCCAGCCCUGUCUCAUGCCACAGGUCUCCAACCUCAAACUGUGGCCCUAGCUUUGAGCUCCACACUUCUGGGAGGAGGUGUUUGAAAAAACCACGUGCCAAGCAGCGACGACCGGUGCCGGCCCUGGAGGGAAGACUCUGCGGUGGUUGGGAAGGAGAACGCUUCCCGUGGGCCUGUGGUGGUUUUUUUGUCCCAACCCCACCCGAGGAACAGAAGCCUGUUAACCAGAAGCAGUCAACCACACCUGCUCCUGUAAACCUCUUCUGUGAACAUCUCUCUUCAUCUGCAGAUCAUUUUAGAUGAAGGUGCUUCCACUUUGGGCAGGGUCUGUUCCUGCUACUCGCCUGGCUGACACGAAAGUGGAAUACUGUCCUGGGACACAUUCACCCUGCUCAGUGAUCACAGGAAUAAGAGGACCUCUGAUCAAAUAGAGUAAUAUGAUAAAAUACCCAAACCUACUGGAAACAGACAUGGCUGGUUUGGUCCUCUCAGGGUUGAGAUGGGCCUGGCGGAUACUAGAGUCAUCUCUGGGAUGGCUGUGAUGCCGCACACGUCCUUGUUGAUCAGUGUUUUUUCCCUCUGACAUUUGGGCACCAGCCUUGCAGUCUUCAUUUAGACAGAUACAAGCUGGCCGCUUGAGUCAUUUACACCUCUCUCUCUCUCUCCUUCCUGGCAUAGAUCUCCACAAAGAGGUUUUUCCACAUUUCGGGACAGUCUGACUAGGAGUCCUGAAGGAGAAAGGUGUGUGGGUAUUAUCUCUUUGUGUAUUCUGCAACCCACCCCUGAUUACAUUUGUUUUGUUUUGUUUUGUUUAACCAGAGGGAAUACCAACACAGAUUUCUCUUAGGACAUGUAGGGAGGUUUCUGCUUAUUCCUGGACUUCUAGUCAACUGGACCUCAGUGAAGGAGGGUUGUCAGAUGACCAAAGAUGUCCUUUUCAAAGGCUGCGUCAGUCGUGCGCAGUCCAGCAGAACGUUCUCCUGCACAAGGCCUGUUGAGAUGGGUGGGCGCCAGGCUCCUGGUCGCUUCAGAAGCUCUGUGGCGAAUGUCCUCCUGGGCUUCGGACUAAAGGAGAAAGAGGUUUUGGGAGCUGUGCAUGGAAGGGGUUCUUCUCUGGGGAGUAGGAAAGGAGGCAGGUUGCUUGAAAAUGUCAGAGCGCCUCUCCCUCCGGUCAUCCUCCUGUCCCAGCGGCACCUCCCAGUCUUUGAUGUGGCAGUGGCCGCUCUAAAAGAGACCUGGAAGUCAUCAACUAGAAAUUAGGCCCUCUUGGUAGUGGUCACCCCACUCUGGAACUUUUUUCCCGCGGAGGCCCCCAUUCGCCUGAGCUAGUUAAAAGCAAGUUUAAAACUGGUGUGUGUGUGUUUUUUUAAUCCAGGCCUUGUCCCUUUGGGAAAUUAUUUUGUAAUCAAUUUAUGUCGGCCCAUGGUUCACUCUUCUCUUAGUCUAGGAUUCUUCCCAGACUGAGGGUGUUGGUUCUGAUAUGUUCACUUUUAAAACUCUUGUUUGUAUAUUCUUGUUAUUUUUGGGAAGCCACUCAGAGUAGUGGCUUGCCCACUAAAUGGACAAGGGUAUAAGUUUAAACAAAUAAAUAAAAUAAAAAAUGAUUUGCUGCUGAAUCUGCCGGAUUCAUGAAUCAAAGAGGCUGCCUGAACUGGGUGGCCUCAUUUCGACUUCCCUAUAAGUAGAAAAGUGGCUCCCAAAGUCAAGUUAAAGGAACGCGCCUUAGAUGGAUCCUAUGUGCAACCCGGAUGAGUUUUGCCACCUGUUGUUGAUAAAGGGACACUGAAGGUGCAGCUCUUGAAAUAUAAGGGACACCUUGCAUUUUUCCUUCUCUUUAGAAAUUGAGCACAGUGGAAAUAAAACUGUUCUUUGAAAAAGGGUCUUGAAAGCAGCUCAAUGAAAUCCUUCUUUAAUAAAUAAAUAAAUAAAAUUCAAUCAGUAGCGACCGGAAAAGAAGUGUAAGAAGUUCAGUUUUCACUGACUUGCAAGGAUGUCAAAGCGGAUGGUUGUGCUUUGAUGUCUUCUUUCAAUCCCGAGUGGUGUACCUUUCUCAGCUGCUGUCUUGAAAGGGAACAAGGAUGGCACAAGGGGACGGGCCUGCCUGGCAGACCAUCUUGCUGUCUUGGUGCCAGCCGCCCCCAUCAGGAACAUGGCCUGUGUACGUGACAGUCUAAAGUCUCAAAGUCCGACCGCUCAGUUUUCAUCUUUAAGGAUCCUGGGGGCCUCUUAAAGAUGAACUCUUUUAUUUAAGUGUAUGUUUCCACAGACCCAACAGGGCUUCUGAGAUGGGGAGGUUGCCAUGGCUUACGGCAGAGGUUGUAAGCUCAUCGGUCCUUGAUGGGCCCCCGGGACUGUUUUUCUUUCCUUGGAUUAGCCUGGCACCUUUUCCUGAUGGACAUGGACGCAGACUUUGCCUUUCUUGUUGGCCUGACUUCCCGCUCUGCCUGUCCCCAGCUGUGCUUUCUGUCUUGUAUUAUUUCUUCCCUUCCCAAUCAUGUAUUCUUCAGAUUGCACUCGGUCUGUGGCCAGCAGAAGAGGGCACCACUGUGCAACACCGUUGUUAAUUCACUAAUUUUCACUGUUGUGAAAGUAAUUUAGAAUAAACCUGUUUUUACAUUAUCCAA